This is a messenger RNA of Xenopus tropicalis (tropical clawed frog), 1628 nucleotides long. It is a transcript of the gene sdr42e1, whose product is annotated as short chain dehydrogenase/reductase family 42E, member 1. The coding region runs from base 385 to 1557 and encodes 390 amino acids. Gene Ontology annotation, biological process: steroid biosynthetic process. The record is from RefSeq and is a predicted model, not a curated record. The transcript has 4 exons. Gene Ontology annotation, molecular function: oxidoreductase activity, acting on the CH-OH group of donors, NAD or NADP as acceptor. NCBI's taxonomy places the organism in Eukaryota, Metazoa, Chordata, Amphibia, Anura, Pipidae.
GUCCUGCUUUUGCUUGCUAAAAACCCUGAUCCAGCUCCCCCCCUGUUGUCUUGGUAGGAGAAGGAACAGUGUGAUUGGCUGUAGAUAAUCACGUGGUAUCAGGAAUUCCCAGGACAGGAAGAAGAACUGAACUGCUGCAUGGAGGUGAAAGUUACUCCAGACAGAACUAAAUGGUGGAGAAGGGAUGAUAUGCACGCAAGUUAGGACACACUGGCAUUUACAAGCGGGUCAAAGGGCAAUGUGACGUUUUGCUUGCGUACAGUGGCUCCACAUGAGGAGAUAUAUGGGCGAGGGAGGAUGGACUUCUAAACUAUUAUCCCUCUUAGUUUGAGCAAAGAGCGCAGAUCAGUCCGGGUAUAUCUGGGUAUUUUUCACCCAAAAAAGAUGAGCAGUUCACAGCAUGCCAGGCAAACAGUGGUUAUAACAGGAGGAGGUGGUUACUUUGGACACAGACUUGGCUGUACGUUGCACCAGAAAGGAGUUAAUGUUAUCCUCUUUGAUAUACGAAAACCAGACCUGGAGGUACCUGAAGGAAUCCAAUUUGUUCAAGGAGAUGUACGUUCCCUUUCUCAGCUGGAAGAUGUGAUGACAGGUGCAAGCUGUGUAUUUCAUACAGCUUCUUAUGGGAUGUCUGGGAGGGAGCAACUCCAGUGGCAAAAAAUUGAAGCUGUCAAUGUCAAAGGCACAGAAAAUAUAAUCCAAGCUUGCAUAAACAAAAACGUUAAGAGGCUUGUAUACACAAGUACCUUUAAUGUGGUUUUUGGUGGGCAAACAAUUCGAAAUGGAGAUGAAUCUCUACCAUAUCUACCUCAGGAUGCAUUUGUAGAUAACUACUCCCGUACAAAGACAAUAGCAGAGGCCUUUGUACUCAAAAUGAAUAAUCAAGAGUUGAAAAAUAAGAGUGGCUUUUUAAAAACCUGUUCUCUUCGGGCUGCUGGUAUCUAUGGGCCUGGAGAGCAGCGACAUUUACCUAGAAUUAGAAGUGUCCUUGAAAAGGGAAUGUUCUUGUUUAUAUACGGGGAUAAUCCCCUAGUUCAGUUUGUACAUGUAGAUAAUCUUAUCUCUGCACAUAUUUUAGCAGCUGAAGCUUUAACAUCUGAAAAAAAAUACAUAGCUGCUGGUCAGCCUUAUUUCAUUUCAGACGGCCCACCGGUUAAUAAUUUUGAUUUUUUCAGGCCCUUUGUGGAAGGUCUUGGUUACAAGUUCCCUACCCUUCAACUUCCUUUAUGGUUUAUUUAUUUUCUUGCAUUUCUAAUUGAGUGGAUUCACUUCUUUGUUAGUCCUGUGUGUGACUUUCAGCCUUUUCUGACACGUUCUGAAGUUUGCAAAACAGGUGUCACUCAUUACUUCAGUAUUGAAAAGGCUAAAAGAGAACUGGGGUUUGAACCUCAGCCAUUUACAAUGCAGGAAGUGGCAGAAUGGUUUAAAAAUCAUGGUUACGGCAAACAAGACAAGAAGUUUAAAAGAAAUUACUUUAUCUGGGACAUUAUUUUUAUUUUAUUGGUGGCUGUGGUGCUGCUAUCAUGGCAUUCUAAAUUAAUAGGAACCAGUGAAUGAGUAUUUUAUUUCUAAAUGAAAUUGACUAAAUAUUCCAUAUUAUAUGUGUGUGUGUAUAUACACACACACAC